UAUUUUCUAUAAAUCUAUUGUUUUAAUAGUAAAUAAACUUUCUUGUCGCUAUUUUUUUCUUCUUGUCGCUAAUAUUUUUCUUCUUGUCGCUUCUUGUCGCUAAAAUUCUUCUUGUCCCUAAUUAGUGAGACCGGAAUUUUGUUUCUUUUCCCUUCCCCUUAUAUAAUGCAACCUACACAAGAAAAAUGUCCCUACUCAAAAAGUUUUGUUUUGACAUUCUAAAUAGAAAUACAAAAUGUAGUUGUUUUCUUUCAAGUCUCUUGAUAAAUAAUAAAAAAUGUAAAUUUCAUGACAUUUUUGUAAAUUUCCUUUCAUAAAUAUUAAAUAAGAUAUUUUUCCUACAUGAACCUUCAGGUACAUUUUUGUACAUGUACCUACCCAGUACUUACCCACUAUAUAAAAUUUGGGUCUAAAAAGGGGAAACAACAUAUAUUUUAAGUUUGGCCUCACGAUAAAACAAAAUGAUAUCAGCUACCUUUCAGUAUAUUCAAUUUUUAUCUUACAGGUACGGCUUAGGUAGUCUUUUGGAGGUGGUAUGUCAGAUAUGCUCUGGUAUGAAACUGGUAUCUACAGGCAAGCGGAAUGAAAAAGGCGCAUUUGAUAUCAACUCAAAAGUUGCUCUUGCAAUGAUGCACUCUGGAAUGGGUCCUGAUCAUGUUGUGAAUUUUCUCAGCACAUGUAACAUACCCCCACCUGAUCUCAAGACACUGAAAAAGGAGGAGAAAUGUAUAGCAUUGUCACUUAUGGAUGAGGCAUCCGAUUCCUGUAAAACUGCUAGUGCAGAAGAAAAAGCUAUUUCCCCAAGUGAUGAAUUAGAAUGCAGUUUUGAUGCUGGUUGGCAAACAAGAGGCUCUGGUUGGCAAUAUAACAGUAACACAGGACAUUCCAGUCUAGUUGGUGUAAAGACAGGGAAAAUUCUAGACUAUGAUAUAAGAACUAAACUUUGCAGUAUAUGCCAGCAUCAUUUGGGAAGAAAGGAAACAAUUCCAAAUCAUCAAUGCAACAGUAAUUGGCAAGGGUCAAGUAAAGGCAUGGAACCUGACAUGGCUUUAUCCAUGGUUACUAGGAUGGACGACAGAGGGUGCACAGUUGGCAUUAUUCACGCAGAUAAUGACUCUACAACAACAUGGAAGCAAAAAUUUGAAAAAAUUAAAAAAAGAGACGACAAGAACCAUGUCAAGAAAAAUCUGUCAAAACAACUGUAUGCAGCAGCAAAGAAGUACAGAGAGCUGAAGGGGAAAGGAGUUAUUCCUUACAUACUUAUAUGCUAUAUGUAUGCUAUAAGUUCAAAACAGUCAAAGGAGGAUGAACUUUGUGAAAGAUUAGACAGUGUAGUUCCACACCUCUUUGGAGACCAUUCAGGCUGUUCUGGGGAUUGGUGCACAUAUUCCAAGCAACCCUCACCAUACAGAUCAUAUGGUGGAACCAGCUCAUUAAAAGCAAGAGUUUCAGCUGCAGUUCUUCAGAAGUAUGAAGGUUAUACCUGGGUUAACAAGAGAACUUAG
This is a messenger RNA of Mytilus californianus (California mussel), 1505 nucleotides long. RefSeq lists its product as uncharacterized. Bases 462 to 1505 code for a protein of 347 amino acids. Lineage: Eukaryota; Metazoa; Mollusca; Bivalvia; Mytilida; Mytilidae. The record is from RefSeq and is a predicted model, not a curated record. The transcript has 6 exons.